CGUUCGCCAACCGUCGUCAGACCUACGUCCUGCCCGGGCCCUCUGGGCGCGUACCUCAUCGCCUCGCAUCUUGAGAUGCGCGAGUCUUGCUGAGAAAUCUUACCCUCGCCAUUGAAACCCGGGGGAUUCGCGUGUACCUCUUGGAGCACGCUUGCACCUACGCGCGUGGAUUUUCUUAAAGGAUCGUAUUCGCCGUCGCGAUCGGUGGGUCCGUAACGGCGGGUCCCCGGCGUCGCGAUGCCCCUGUGGGCCCCGGGUUCGAGGUCGCGGACCUGUGAGGAAGACCCGUCGUGAGCUCUGCUAUGACUAGUGCUUCGAAAGGCUCGACUCUUGUGGCCGCAACAAGUGCAAUAUUUUCAACAUUCAGAUAUUAACAAAGUCGAUUGUGUUUGACACUGAAACGUCGCCGUGCCAGAAAACUGAGGGAACCAUAAAAAUCGAUCAUUGUCUCGUUAUCAAUCGAGAGAAAGUAGAGACCGUCGUUGGUGGUUCAUUAACGUGCUCGCCCCAUACAGUGCGCGCGCGCGCGCGCGCGAUGUCGGGCACACGAGCGACAUUCUCGCGUUUGUUUCUCGGUUCGCCCGUUCGCCUGUGACGACCGGAAGAUUUGAUCGGAAUAGGAAUAGGAAUGCAAGAGUGGGUACCGGGGGCCGAUGCCAAGAAAAACGUACCGGAACCCAUUCACCAGUGAAAGCGCAGUGGCGGGUCGCGAUCACGGGGGAAGAUGCACGGAUGCAACCGGAAAAACCCAAACGGACUCUGCGCGAUGCACGAGGAGGACGUUAACGGUGAUAAGCGCCGCGUUCUGAUAACAGACACGCGCGCAGUUCAAAGAUAGUCAUCUCGCGCUCAACUAUUCUCUGCUCCGGCGCUGUUUCGCGCGGUCCAACUGCGCCGUGAUCUGGUCGAGAGUACCGUUUUUAUAUGUCCGGUCGGCAUUAAUUUACCUCGGAUAAGUGAUUAGUUGAAUUCGGGGAACGAUCAUCAGGUCGGUUGGCUCGAUCGGGGAUAAGUGAAGUGCGAAUCUCGUGGAAUACACGUCGGGACGAUUGUGAAGAAUCCGCGAAGUAAGAGAAUCCGGUCGCAUCAUCGGAUGGGACGUGUCGAGAAGAGUGAUGCUGGGAUUUCUCGCGGAUCGUCGUGGAUCGAUGUAGCGCGAUGUCCGCCUGGUGGCCUGUCGUGGCGGCGGCGCUGUGCCUUUGGAUAGGCGCUGGGAGUCAGUUCAGCGAUAAUACACCGCCUAUAAUGUGGCUGGAUCGAAAUUGGGUACUUCCGGAUACCGAGCCGGUAGGAAGUAUCGUGACUAGGGUGCGCGCCGAGGACAACGAGCAGGAAACGUUGACCUACGGCCUGGAACCGCUCGGACACAACUACAAUGGGGACGACAGUCCACAGGCACCAUUACCCUUCUUUAUCGACAACAGCACUGGCACCGUCUACCUCAAUGAGACUCUUAAAGGAAGGGGAGGGCAGAACCUGUUCCUCUACGUGACCGUUUCCGACGGUCAACUCACUGCGAAGACCGAAGUCUACGUCAACAUUAAGAACACAUCAGCACCAAAUCGGGGAAAGACGAGGACACCGUUUCCAAGUCAGCACGGUUCCGGUGGUCGGAUACGACCGCCUAUACUGAGCCUGCCUAAUUUACCGAGUUUCGCAUCGCCUUUACCUCCUUUACCACCAAAGCAGUAUCAUCCCGAGACCACGAAGCUCGAGCUGGAGAAGACCAAGCCUAAAAAGAACGCGGUCGAUGUGAACGGCAGCGUUACAGAGGAGACAGUCGAAAUUUUGAACGAGGUAGAAGGACCCGCGUUAAGUUCUAAAAUUGCACCUUCCGCCGCACCACCUUCGCAGGACAUGGCAACGACUUUGGUGCCGGUGGCAGCAGGAUGCGCCAUUAUCCUGAGCGUCGGCAUAGCCGCCUGGUCCCUGAGGCAUAAAUUCUGCAUUAGUCGCAAGUCCAAGGAAGACACGAAAGAACAGGUGUCAGUUAGUGUAUCCAAUUUAUCCGACGAUCCCUCUCUCGUAUUGAAGAGAUGGCGUGGCUCGAAAACUCACAGCAAUCGUUACCAGCCGUGGGAGAAGGAGUCUCAGGCAGGCAUUCAGAGCAAGCAAGAAGACAAAUGGGAAUUUCCCAGGCAUAGAUUGAAGGUCUUCAACAUCCUCGGCGAAGGUUGCUUCGGUCAAGUAUGGAAGUGUGAGGCCCUCGACAUUGACAACAAGUCCGGUGCAACUAUCGUCGCAGUAAAAACCCUGAAGGAGAACGCUACCGAACGAGAGCGACUGGAUCUCGCGCAGGAGUUGCGAGUCAUGAAGAACUUGGACCCUCACCCGAACGUGGUGCGACUUCUAGGCUGUUGCACUGAACGCGAGCCUAUGUUCGUCAUCUUGGAGUACGUGAGCGGUGGGAAGCUGCAGAGCUUCCUCAGGGCCUCCAGAGAAGAGAGAAAUCACGGAGGAGCGGGAUUAACUUCCAGGGAUCUCACCGGAUUCGUAUAUCAGAUCGCUAAAGGCAUGGAGUACUUGGCGUCGAAGGGUAUCAUUCACCGUGAUCUAGCUGCCAGGAACAUCCUCAUCGACGAAAAUCGCGCAUGCAAAGUAGCGGACUUCGGUUUUGCCAGAGACGUGGCGGCUAAUCAAAUCUACGAGAGGAAAUCCGAAGGUAGACUGCCGAUCAGAUGGAUGGCACCUGAGAGUCUGUACGACAAUAUAUUUUCCGUUAAAUCGGACAUCUGGAGCUUCGGCGUCCUGAUCUGGGAGAUAGUAACGUUAGGUUCGACACCUUAUCCUGGUUUGGCCGCCGCAGAGGUGAUGCGGCGAAUCAAGGAAGGCUACAGAUUGGACAGGCCCGAGCACUGUAAAAGGGAACUUUACAACAUAAUGUACUAUUGUUGGGACAAAGAUCCAGCGUGCAGACCGUCCUUCGCUGAACUGGUCAGCCUGACCGAAGGCCUCCUGCUCGACGAGACCGAUUACAUCGAGCUCGACAGGUUUCCGGAUCACUCGUAUUACAAUUGGUGUGAUACACUGGAAGAAUUGUUGCAGUGUCCAGUAUGUUUAGAGACUGCAGCAAAUACCAAAAGAACAACAGUACACCAGUGUGUAAAUGGACACCACAUUUGUUCUGCGUGUAAGUCACAAAUGUAUUCGUGUCCUCUAUGCAAGUCACAGUUCAUUAAUACAAGAAAUUUGGCUGUGGAACAUAUCUCAGCAAAAUUAGAAGAUAUAAAGACAUCUCUAUUGCAUCCAUAUCAUGUAUUGAAUAGAAAAAUUUUAGAGGGCAAGGUGUGUGUAGCCACUCAGACCGAGGACACUUGCACACCUUCUACGUCAUAUAUAUCAGCUUCAUGUCAAACUGAGUCCUUGUCUAAAGAAAAACUACCACUGUUUGAGCUUCAGCAGGAACAAAGACAACAAUUAACUAUUCUUCCACCUAAAGUAGGAAAAGGAAUUUAUCCAUGUCGCAUUGGAUCUUGUCAGGCACAGUUAGCACAUGGAAGAAUGAUCAGCCACCUAAGAUAUUAUCAUAAAGAUGCAUUUUACGAGGUCUACAGUAGAUAUGGCACGUUCAAACGAAACUUGAACCUGGAGUACAAAUUACAAAAGUACUAUAAUGCCUAUUUUGUUCGAGGCAUGGGUCUGUUUUUUCUAUAUUUGUCUAUAGAUUGUAAAGGUGAUUUAUUGGGUAAUGUGCAAAUUGUUAAUUGCAACGAAGCUGCCAAGCAAUUCACGUAUAUGUUGAAGGUGGGCAGUGGACCUCAGGGAGUUUGCUACAGUGCAGCGGUGAAGUCGUGUCGUGUACUGAAGGAUGGUUCUGCGGAUAGUUUAUGCGUACAUGACAACAACAUGCGUCGCAUAACAUCGUACAACAAUAUCUUUCGUUGCGAGCUCACGAUUAGUCGUAAAAUCGAACAUAAAGCAAAUGUUUGUAGUCUCUAGACUACAAAUGAGACUGACGCGGUACACUGAAUCGGUUCUGAUUUCUUUCUCCUUUCUUUCUUCUUAUCAAGAACCCAUAGUCGUAAACAUAUAUAUUCAAUCAUAUAUCAAAAGAUGCUUUGUGAUAAUUACGUACACCAAAGGAACAUAAUUAUUUUGAUAUGGAGAAGCCGAUAUAUUUGUCUAAUAGAAAGAGUGAUGAAGCUGUGAAUCUUUUUGACACAGUAUUCGCGUAACAUAACGUUGAAAUGGUUAGUCUUCUGACUGAAUUGCUUUAAUUGCUCGACCGUUCAUUACGUGAAUGAAUUAUGCCAUUUGCUGAUUCAGUCAAAGGAACUUAAGAAUAUGUUUAUUAAAAUAAUUGCAAAUUGACGACGAGAAAGAGGACUUAAUGUCUCCGUUUCUUGAGUUUUCACUCGUACGAAAGUCUUAUAGAGUUUGUAAACGUUGAAAAAAAAAUUCUAAAAAUUACUCUGCGCUCAACCGCGAAUUGAAAUAUAGUCGAAUAUUAACGAAUGAUUAAUAAAUAUUAAUACUAUAUAAAUUUAGUAUGUGUGUCAUCUUGAAGCGCUUACAAAUUCCAAGACUUCUACAUCGAAAAUGGAAGGAAACGGAUUUUAAGAUAUAAGUAUUUUGUUAUAUGAAGUAUAUCAGAGCUGCCUGAUUGACGGUUGAAAAGUACGAAAAAAAAGAAAUAGGCCUUUGUUUGUGAUUUGCUGUCAAUGCAAAUACAUAAGUUAACGAUUUUUCAGUGCUGUCGCGCAAUUAGGCAACUCCUAUUCUUGCUGUAAAUAAGAUGGAAAAUAAGAAAAAAAGAAUAUCUCCUGUACAUGCUACGUUGCUUAAAACUUCCUAUAGAUAUAUAUAUUUUUGUUCUUUUGUAAUAUAAUAGAAGUCUUGAUUGGGAAUGAAAGUAUCAAGAACUUCGCCAUGACGAAACGAGGAGCAUACCUCUUGUGAUGUUACAUUUCAAACAUGACGCACGCUACAACUUGUGAUUACGAAAAUCAUUAUUAAUAUUUUAAUGUGAAAUAAAGUCAUUACAUAAAACAAA
Odontomachus brunneus is the source of this 4993-nucleotide messenger RNA. It is a transcript of the gene Cad96Ca, whose product is annotated as tyrosine kinase receptor Cad96Ca-like. The record is from RefSeq and is a predicted model, not a curated record. NCBI's taxonomy places the organism in Eukaryota, Metazoa, Arthropoda, Insecta, Hymenoptera, Formicidae. The coding region runs from base 1159 to 3939 and encodes 926 amino acids. The transcript is spliced from 12 exons. Gene Ontology annotation, molecular function: calcium ion binding; transmembrane receptor protein tyrosine kinase activity; ATP binding. Gene Ontology annotation, cellular component: membrane; signaling receptor complex. Gene Ontology annotation, biological process: positive regulation of kinase activity; homophilic cell-cell adhesion; cell surface receptor protein tyrosine kinase signaling pathway.